AUGGGAGAUUUGUAUAAUCAGUAUAACUCCCAGAUACAAGUUACACUGGAGAGUAUUAAAGAUAAAGUUAAACUCUGUAAAGAUAACCCGAACUCCGCCAAUAUUGGAGUGUAUUUGAAAGAAUUGGACAAUUUGUUGUCAUCUUCCGAGCAAACUUUAAUGCAAAUGGAACUUGAGGCCAGGAGUUAUUCUGACUCCUCCGGAUUUGAACGUUUAGAACAGGUUAAGGAAAUAAGAAACUUUUUGAAGGAAGCCUCUGAUUGCAGUAGGUCAUUCCACACUGAACUUCAGCGGAGAGAACUUCUCGGAGAGGUUUCUUCCUUCGGGAACACCAGAGAAUUUAAAACCUUUAGUAAGAAUCGGGAAAUGUUAAGUAAAGGCCUUAUGUUCAUCAAGACUUCCUGCGACGUUGCGAAUGAGGCUGAAAGGCUGGGUUACGACGCAUCCAAGAACUUAACUCAACAGAGGAAUGUAAUUGAUAACGUUAGUUCCGAGCUGACUAGAGCCAAAUUCUCGCUAUCGGGAGCUGACGAGUAUUUGUGUUGUCUUUUGAAGCAAGGCAGAUUAAACAGAGUUAUUUUAAAAGUCGUCCAAAUCGGAAUCGGAGUUACAAUCUUAAUUAUCCUCACAAUCAGACUGAUUAAAUUUCUAAUGCUGAAACCUAAAUAA
This is a messenger RNA of Theileria annulata, 669 nucleotides long. RefSeq names its product vesicle transport protein, putative. The transcript is spliced from 6 exons. Lineage: Eukaryota; Apicomplexa; Aconoidasida; Piroplasmida; Theileriidae. The coding region runs from base 1 to 669 and encodes 222 amino acids. The record is from RefSeq and is a predicted model, not a curated record.